UUUAAAUUAUUAAACUGCUCUUACCUCAGCCCAUAAAUUUUCCCAUUUUAAAGAUUCUUCCUAUUCUAGUGAGGCUGGGGAGGUGGGAAAUGAGUGCGCAGCUGUGUGGUACUUAGUUGCUUGCUGGGGCUGGCAGUUCUAAUGCCACAUGUGGAAUACUGUGUUCAGUUUUGAUCAGCCCACUUGAAGGUAGGGAGUGAAAGGUGGGAGAGAUACUAGCAGAAGACUACAGUGGAUUAGAGAGUUGCAGAGUAUGAAAUGUAUGAGUAAAAGCUGUAGGAAUUUAGUUUGUUUAGCUUGAAAAAGGCAGAGGUAGGGGUUUAAUCAGAGUUUUAGUAUCUAAGAAGUAGUUGUAGAAAAUAUGGAGGUACUCUUCACAAAGAUGUGUCCUGACAAAACAAGGCAACAGGCCCAAGAUGUUUAGGGGAAAACUCCUCUGGAUUUAAAAAAAAAUCUCUUGUGAGAACAAUUAAACUGAAAAAUGUUGCCCUCAGAAGUGGAAUCUCAGUUCCUGGAAACAUUCAAGACUUGGUUUGACAUGACGAUGAGUAGCAUAAUUAAAGGCUCUGCUUUCAAUGGAAGGCUCAAAAAUACAAUUUCCAGAUGUCAAAGUCUCCUAAACUUCCCUCAUUUCUCUAAUUCUCUGUCUCCUGUGACCUUGUUUAGGAAAUAAUACUGCUGUUUAUUGUUUGAGUGAUACCCUUCAAAAAUGUAAAUCUAUAUAGUUUUUUUCUCAUUCUUGACAAUGCAUCAGAACUCUGAAGAUCCUUUUGAAUGCAGCGUUAUUCAGGCACCUAGUGUUUCUGAAAAUAAAACCACUAUGUUGUUACGUGCUUAAAAUGUCAAUAAAAGCACUUUGACAAAAGAGGUUCCGUGGUCCAGCUGCUUGUACUUCAGUGUUCUGUUCUGUGGUCUUUUGAAAGUGAGGGAUUUGGGUACUGUAGAGUUGCUGAAUAUAUUGGUAGUUCACAUUGAUAAUAGAUACUUACAGUAACUUACUUAUUGCUGCUGGAUGUAAGAAAAAACUGCCUCAGUAUGUAGAUUUGGAAAGAAUGGACACAGUUGGUUAGUGACUGUAAGCAAUUCUGAUAAACCUGUGCUAGCUGUUGAAUUUUUUCCUAGGGUUUUAAUUGGAGAAAUACAACAGACAAAGUCUGAAUAUCAAAUUGUGCAGGAGCAGUUUAGCAGGAUGAAACAAAAUGACCAAAACAAAAAUGACACAACUGAGAGAAUUCAGAAGGUCCGCAGUAUGUGGACACUUAUAGUGGAAAUGCUUACAUCUCUGAAAAAGGAAAAGGAAGUUGUGGAUUUUGUACUUGAAGACUGUGUUAACCCAUGUAUUCUAAAUGGAACUGAUGUUGUUUUGAGUGUACCAGAGUUGUUGACUUACACCGUUGAAAGUAAUAAAUAUGGCUUUUGUACAGGAAAUUUGUAUGAAGGUGGAAAACUGAAUUUCCUAACAGUUAUUCAGUUGCUAAAUGAAGCCCUGAUGACAUUGAGAGAUGAACAUUGUCCGUGUGAAUUAAAAACACUUCUUAGAAUUGAGGACAUAGUUACAUUCUACAGGAAGGUACUACAGGAGUUGAACACAAAAAGUCUAAGCACAAAGCAACAACAUUGUGAGCCAAACCUUCAGUCUACUUCCAGAGAAGAGGAAAUCUGGGAAUCGAAGUGGAAAACGAUUCUUGGCCAGUGUCCUUUAAAUUUAAUCAUUAGAGAUGAUCUACAACUUUUGGAGGCUUCAUCGCUCCAAUGUUUUAGUUCUUCAGACGAAGAUGAAGACAGUGUCUUUGGUCAGUCAUUUUCAGAUAAUCAUGACUCUUGCCAUGAAGAAUGCCAUGGGAAGAAUGAUGGGGCUUUGGAAGACAUGAAGGAUACAACAUUAGUACCCUCAAGAUGUGACUUCCUCUCUCCCUUCUUGAGAUGCUCAUCAGUGCGGUCAUCAUCAGAAGCAUCUGAAAAUGGAGACCUGUUAAUUGAAAAUAACUUGCGUACUUGUGUGGGAAAUAAAAAAUCUCCAUCUCCAAAAAUCUUAAAAAAUGGAAAGGAAGAAUUCCCCACUUCAGAAAUGGAGAAGAAUGUAGGCAAAAAUGUUAUCCGGACAAAGUCUCCUGUGAAAAAAGAUUACCUUCUUGAGAAAGCCAGAGAUGAACUGGCAGAAGAGAUUGCAAAGUCAGUGUGUGAGUCACCUGAGAGUGGUGAAGAACAAGGAAUGGCAUUAGAUGAUCUCAUUAGCUCACUGUCUUGUAACCCAUUUUUAACAAGGAAACAAAUACCCCGAACUCCAGAAAAUCUGCUUACUGAAAUUAGAAGUUCGUGGAGAAAAGCUAUUCAGACUGACGACUCAUUAGAGCUAGAACUGUCCUCAACUCAAGUGGUGACAGAAGAUUCUGCAAUGAAUGCUACCUGUAUGCAGGAGGAGGUGGACUCUACCUUUGUGUGCUCCGAACAUGCAUCUCCUGUAUCUGACUUGGAUCCUCCUUUGUCAGAAAAGAAGUCUCAAUUAAGAUCUACAGAAUCUAGUUUUCAGGAGCAGGUGAGCGUAAGUCAUACAUUUGAGUCUUCAGGUUCAAAAACAUCUGGAAUUCAAGAAAGUGAGAAAACUGACUCUGAGAAACUAGAUUGUUCUCCUUUGAGUGGAAGUUCUGUCGGAGAUCUAAGCCAGACUUCGCAAAAUUUAGAGAAGAGCAUUAAUAUUCCAGAUACUUGUUUGAAAAGUGGUAGUAAAACAAAUAGACUACUUUCAGACCACUCUCGCAGUUUUCUAAUGGAUAAGAUGCUGUGCCAGAAAGUAUCUGCAUUAAAUUCUAUCAGUCAUGAAACUACUGACAUGGGGAUAUUGGGUGAGACACUUCCAGAAUGUGAUAUAGAUCUCAGCAUAUCUGGAGACUCAGACUCCUCUUUUUUUAGAAUGGACAGUGAAAAUUCAACAAGUGACUCUGAAAAUGAUGAGGAUAUUAAAAAAAAAUCGGACCUAGAUACACAGUCCCUGUCCAACUCACAUGAAGUGCCAAAAAAGACUGCAUCUAAAAGUGAAGAGAAGCUGAACUAUCAAAUACGUAGUAGAGACAGAUGGGAAUAUUGUAGAGCUGAACUAUUUACGAUACCAGAAGAAGGAGAGGAAAAUGAUGAUGAGCCUUCCACAGAUGAAGGAUUUACCAAGAUGCCAUUGCCAAACUCUCCUACUGAAGCCAAAUAUUCCCUAUCAUCUUUAGUGGUAUCAUGUCAACAGAUAGAGGUACAUGAAGUACCAUUAGACUUACUACAUAAGUUGAAGGGUAAGUGUCUGUGUUCUUUAUGCAUCAAGAUUUUGUCCAUUCUGUCACUGGUUAUACUACCAUGAAUAACCUCUGAGUAGUUGAACUGUGCUGUGGAAGUGGAAGGAAAUAAAUUAUUUGUAUGCUUAUUCCUCAUAGAGGAUGAGACAUUAAAAAUAAAGGAAACAUGCUUCCUUUAGUUGUAGAAGUUCUACCAGCAUCUUUGAAGUAUGAGAGAAGAUGUUCAUCUAACUUUAUGCCAUAAUCUGGACCUGUUUAAAAAGAAAAAAGCCUUAAGGUGCAUUAACUGCAAUCUGCAGUUAGAGUUUGAAUAAUCUGAAGUUAGAUUUUGAGAAUUCACAAAGAUAGUUUGAAGCUUUGUGUUUACUCCGAACAAAUUUGGCUAUUUAGAAAUGUGUCAUGGUCACUGAAACUUCAGCGAGUUUUUAUCCUGCAUUCCAGCCUGCCUAUCCCCUUAUUCCAUUUCCAACAUAAGUGCCAAUUGUUUAACCAGUAUUGCAGUAUUUAGUUAUAUGUGAGGUUAAACUAUUGAAAUGGAUUGAUAAAAAUGAACUAGUAAUGGAGGACUUCCAUGAAAACAGAUGGUAUGCAGGGAUGUGAUGAGGCAGGCCACCGCCCACUUGGAAUUGACUCUGGCAAGGUAUGUCAAUGAUAAGUACAUAAGCAGGAAAACAAAGAUUAGGGAAAAGUGUUGGGGCCAUUGUUGAAGCAGAUGGGUGUCCUGGUGAUGGAAGACACUGUGAAGGUGGAAUUAGUGAAUGCCUUCUUUGCCUUAGUCUUUACUGCUGAGGCUGUUCUUCAGGAAUCCUAGACACCAGACAUAAGAGGAAGGCUGGAGAAAGGAGCACUUGCUGCUGGUCAUAGAGGGUUCAGUUAGAGGUCAGCUAGACAGACUUAAUGCCCAUAAAUCUAUGGGCUCCAAUGACAUGCUCCCAUGGAUGCUGAGGGAGCUGGCAGAUACUGUUGCUAAGCCAUUCUCCAUUAUGCUUGAAAAAUGGAGAACAGGAGGUGCCUGAUGACUGGAUGAAAACCAGCGUUGCAUCCCUCUUCCAAAAGGGCAGCAAGGAGGAGCCAGGAAACUACUGGCCAGUCAACCUCAGCAUCAUCCCUGGAAAGGUGGUGGAACAGACCACUCUGAAGAACAUCACCAAGCGUGUAGAAGAAAUGUACAUCAUCAGGAAUAUUCAGGAUGGAUUCACCAAGGAGUCAGGAUGGCUAUUGGGAGUAGAAAAGUGGAAAUAAUACUAUACCAAUAGUCUUCUGAGAUGACAUGGCAGAAUGAGUUGGCUAGGGGAGAGCAGUGGAUAUUCUUGGCUGUUAAAGAAACUUCCCAGUCUGGCCAUUCAUGAGACUGUCUGGCAGUGACAUUCCCAAAGUCAGAGACUUUCACUGUUGGGAGUGAAGCCCCUUCGCAGUGGGUGACUCCAGUGCCCUGCUUGACUCCUCACACAGCCCACACUCACAUGCAGUCAGACCAGGUUCCCUUACAGGUUCGACCCCAGGUUUCCCUUAGUGGUGUCUCAGAUGUCUCAGUCCAUAAAGCCA
Molecule: messenger RNA, 4823 nt
Organism: Sturnus vulgaris (Common starling)
Lineage: Eukaryota; Metazoa; Chordata; Aves; Passeriformes; Sturnidae
Gene: HAUS6
Product: HAUS augmin like complex subunit 6
Biological process (GO): spindle assembly
Cellular component (GO): HAUS complex; mitotic spindle microtubule
Molecular function (GO): microtubule binding
Source: RefSeq, a predicted model, not a curated record